CGUGCGUGUGUGUGUGGCGCGCGCGCGCGCGCGCGUGCGUUUUGUGCAACGUUACGUUAUCUACGCGUACCAACCAACGCGUAGCGCGCAGCCUCGUCAAUUCUCGUCGACAGAGAGUUCGUCGAUCGCGUUCGCGCGUUUCCUGCGGCCCGUAAAUUCGCGAUCCGCUAGCUCGACGAGUAAAACCUAGGGGGAGAACGACUCGGCAGGUAGGCCCGCGGCGAAUCGGCGCGGCCCGAGGUGGCGGUCCGGUUUUCCCCAUCGGCGCCGCGAACAGGUUGAAGGAGCGUCGUUCGGCCCCGCGCGCGCAACCUAUAUUUUUGUACUCCAUGGAAGGGCCAUGUAACCUAUGCUAAUGAAGUGUAGCAAAUGGAAGGUUUUAAGGUGAAAGAUGAACCGAUGGAUGCAUUAGCCAUAGACAGUCAGGUUAUGGUAAACUUUUGUAUGAAACAGCAGCAGGAUGAGAACAUUGUGAGCGUCGUGCUUAAGGAGGAACCAGGUGAAGCCAGAUUUGAUCCCGACUACAUGGAGGAUAUUUGCUCUGGUACUUUUGAGAAAGGCGCUCUGUUUUUGCCUAUCGAAAACAAUGAUGUGGAUUUUUCCAAUGAGAUGGUGAAGUUGGAACUGGAAGGAGAAUCAACCAGUCACCAAAACUGGUCACAAAUAGCAAAUACUAAUUUAUGUGACAAAGAGGAUGGUGUGAUGCAACGAUGUUUGACUAAUACAAAUUUCAUACAAACCCAAGAUUCUGAUAAGCAUCAUGGAUUCUGCCAAAAUGGACAACAACCGAAGUUCUAUAAAAUCCAAUGCUCAAUCUGCAAGAAAUGGUUUCUGAACAAUGAUUCCAUGGUGACACAUCUAAGGAUGCACUGUAGUGGAAAUCAAUGCGAGGUUUGUCAACAAAGUUUUUCUGACAAUUCUAGCCUGCAUGCCCACAUGUUAACUCACGUUGGAAUGAGUCCAUUAGAAUGCAACAUCUGUCAAAAAAGAUUUGCUUAUAAAUGGAGCUUAAGAAGUCACAUGCAGUUGCAUGUAUUGGAUAAACCAUAUGAUUGCGAUGCAUUGCAACAGGCUUUUAUGAAGCGAGCCGGUAUGAAUGAGCAAAUAAUACAAAUGGAGGAUAGGCCCUUCGAAUGUGAUGUCUGCCAUGUGACGUUUAAGGAGAAGAUUAACUUGAAUCGACACAUGUCCAAUCACACGAAUGCAGACAAACUCUAUAGAUGCACGGUCUGUUUCGAGGCGUUUAAGGAAAAGGCAAAACUGAAUAUGCAUUUGCCGCUGCAUGCAGGGAACAAGCAUUUCAAGUGUACGAUGUGUCAUAGAUCGUUUACCCAGAAAACUGCGCUCAAUAAUCACAUGCUGGCGCACAGUGGCGAGAAACCGCAUGCCUGUAACAUUUGCGAGAAAACGUACAAAAGAAAAUCAGAAUUGAUUAGGCAUACUAUGGUUCACACCGGUGAAAGACCAUAUGAAUGUAAAGAGUGCUUGAUGACUUUCCGAGAGAAGGCCAAACUGAAUUCUCACAUGCUGGUCCAUACGGGUGAGAAACCGCACGAAUGUCAAAUCUGUCAUAAAGCAUGUGCGAGGAAAUCGGAUUUGAACAGUCACAUGUUGUUACACACCGGCGGUCAAUACGAUUGCAAAGUUUGCGACAAGAUUUUCACCAGGAAGUCUGAUCUGAAUCGGCACACUCUAAUACAUACCGGUGAAAAACCGUUUGCGUGCAAUAUGUGCGACAUGGCGUUCCGAGAAAAGACAAGAUUAAAUUCGCACAUGAUCAUACACACAGGCGAUAAGCGGCAUGCGUGUCACAUUUGCCAGAAGACGUUCAAGGAAAAGUCGUCGUUGAGGAAACAUAUGUUAAGUCACACCGGUGACAGACCGUAUGAAUGUUACGUGUGUCAUAAAGCUUUCACGCAGAAGACCACGUUGAACAGCCACAUCCUGGUUCAUGCUGGUGAGAGACCAUUUGAAUGUAGUACUUGUCAAAAAAUAUUCAAAGACAAAGCGGCUUUGAAAAAGCACUUGUCGGUGCACGUUAAUGAAAAAACACACGAAUGUCUUAUUUGUAUGAAAAAAUUCGCCCAUAAAACAGCAUUGAAUAGUCACUUAUCCACGAAUCACAUAUCCUAACUACACGGAUCUAGUCUAUUACGGCUUUCUGUUUCUUUACAUUGAGCACCGUAUGUUUGUAGUUGUAUAGCAUAUCUCCAUAAUUACACCUGUAUCUGUUUUAUAUGCCAAUAGGUCUCAUAAAGUCGUAUUUUUUCCUGUGUAUGGACAAAUAAUAAAUUAAUUUCUAAGUAA
Pogonomyrmex barbatus (red harvester ant) is the source of this 2307-nucleotide messenger RNA. RefSeq lists its product as uncharacterized. Lineage: Eukaryota; Metazoa; Arthropoda; Insecta; Hymenoptera; Formicidae. The record is from RefSeq and is a predicted model, not a curated record. Gene Ontology annotation, biological process: regulation of transcription by RNA polymerase II. Gene Ontology annotation, molecular function: RNA polymerase II cis-regulatory region sequence-specific DNA binding; DNA-binding transcription factor activity, RNA polymerase II-specific.